Molecule: messenger RNA, 312 nt
Organism: Mycosarcoma maydis (corn smut)
Lineage: Eukaryota; Fungi; Basidiomycota; Ustilaginomycetes; Ustilaginales
Exons: 1
Coding region: 1-312 (103 amino acids)
Source: RefSeq, a predicted model, not a curated record
AUGAAACACGAAAACGUGCCCACAACUCACGACUGUGGAGGCUCACUACACCACGCUGAUCCUGCUCAUCUCCACGCUCCCUUCAUGUCCGCGCUAACACCCACGCCUGAGCACAUCUGCUCCCUCAAAUGUCAACACAGCUCACACUCCCGACUGUCCUUUGAUACUGCCAGCUCGAGCCGCCGCCCCGCUCACCCAACUUCUCGAGCUCCAAGUUUCACCUUGCUACCGUUUGUGCAGGAUCGUCUUACAAACAUCUGGGCGCACACACUGCAAACAUUCGUGAAACAAGUAUUCUCCAUCCACCGCUGA